Molecule: messenger RNA, 1862 nt
Organism: Zophobas morio
Lineage: Eukaryota; Metazoa; Arthropoda; Insecta; Coleoptera; Tenebrionidae
Exons: 2
Coding region: 107-1351 (414 amino acids)
Source: RefSeq, a predicted model, not a curated record
UAAACGGGUUUAGUUCACAUCUUAACCUUAGGGUACAAGUAAGGUUGUUUUAUUUAUGUAAAAUUUUUAACAAACAAUUUUAUUAAAUUGCAAAUAGUUUGCAAUUAUGGAAACAACAAUUGAUCGUGACAGUGAUGUACGAAAGUGGUUAACAGUUGCUCUAACAGGCGAAAAUCUUGAAAAUUUUUCAGUCGAUAUAACUGGAAAUUCUGAAAAAGGUGACGGAUACGCUGGAGACAUAAUUUUUGUUUUUGUAACAGGAACUGACAAACAAGGCAACCACAAAGAAUACGAUCUUGUUUUAAAAUGCAGUAAACCCAGUGCUGCUUUAUUGGAAAAUAUACCUGCUUUAAGACUAGCGUUUGUGAAAGAAGCUUACAUGUAUCAAAAUGUUUUUCCAAUUUUCAAAGAGUUUCAAGUCAGCAGAGGCAUGAAAAGACCCUUCGACAGUGUACCGAAAUGUUAUGGCGUUUAUAGUGAUGAGUUCAGACUUGUUAUUGUGUUGGAAAAUUUGAAAAAAUUAGGGUAUGACUUGUGGCCAAAAGCAAAACCAUUAUCAAGAGAAGUUAUCAAUAUUGUAAUAAAAGACUAUGCAAAAUUUCAUGCUACUUCAGUGGCUUUACAAGAGCAACAUCCUAAAAAAUUUCGAAAAUUGCUCGAGGGUUCUCCUGAAGAUGUAAUGAAAGAAGCAUUUAAGUCAUCUGGCUUUGAAAAUAUGUUUAAAAAUGGUGUAGAGAUGGUACAUGAGUUGCUAACAGACAAUGUUAAAAACGACAUUUUAGAAAAAUGGUUAAAACUUAAAGAUCAAGUGUAUUUUAUUCUUGGUGAAAUGGAGCCUGGUGUUGACGAUUUAAAAGUAAUAAACCAUGGAGAUUGCUGGGUGAAUAAUUUUUUGUACAAGUUUGAGAACGAAGAAAAAACGAAUGUUUCCAAGGUUGCAAUUCUGGACUGGCAAAUGUCUAAAUUCACAUCACCUGUGACUGAUCUUUCAUAUUUUUUGUUUACUGGUAUAUCGGAUGAAGAUAUUGCUGACAUUGAGACUAUUUUAAGAGACUAUCAUAAAUACUUGUGCGAGUAUUUAAGAGAGCUAAAUAGCCAGGUUGCAGAUAAAUAUACUGUAGAAAAAUUUUUUGAUGAAUGGAAGAAGUACGGUAAAUUUGGUGUAUUGUUUUGUGUUGUGCCAAUCCAGUCUUUAUAUACCGAAAAAGAAGAUCUUCCUGAUUUGGUUGAAGCUGCAGGCACAGGAAAAGACAUUUUGGAAUCGUUUACGUUUGAGGUCAAAGAUAAAAAUGGUUUCAAAAAGAGGUUGAGACCGAUUGUUGAAUAUGCUUUUGAAAACAAUCUUAUUUAAUCUAUCUAUAUCUAUUAGAAGUUACGAGUAGUUAGUAUUAAUGUUUGACUAUUGUAGUUAUGUGUAUAGUCCGUUAUAUUAGGGAGCUUCAUCAAUCAUCAAUUUAUAAAUGAAAAAAAUGCGAAGGAUGUAAUUCAUAGAAGAAAAGUUGAUUAAAAAUAAAAAUGCCAUCAAAAGCAGGUUGAGAUGCAUUGUUGAAUAUGCUGUUAAGAAUAAUCGAAUUUAAUAAUUAAUAAAUCUAUUAAAAGUGAGUUAUUUAAGAGAUACUCUUAUCUGAAUACAUUACUUGCAUAAUCUGUUUUUCCGUUGUAUCAGUAACAAUUUUUAUUAAAUAAUGUGCAGCUGUCCUAAUUUUAUCAGUGUAUUUUUAUAAAUAGAAAUCUAAGAUAACAUUAAUAUUAGUAGUUUGGACUCUUACUAAUCGUUUUUAUUAACAUAUUUUUUUUUAAAUUAUGAGACUAGGAUGUGUCCAAUUUAUUUAUUUCAUUUCAGCCUUUUUCUGAUAACUAUA